This is a messenger RNA of Polychytrium aggregatum, 1891 nucleotides long. RefSeq names its product MraW methylase family-domain-containing protein. The record is from RefSeq and is a predicted model, not a curated record. Gene Ontology annotation, biological process: rRNA base methylation. Lineage: Eukaryota; Fungi; Chytridiomycota; Chytridiomycetes; Polychytriales. The transcript has 14 exons. Gene Ontology annotation, molecular function: rRNA (cytosine-N4-)-methyltransferase activity. The coding region runs from base 126 to 1517 and encodes 463 amino acids.
UGCUCUUCCCUGCUCUUCCCUGCUCUUCCCUGCUCUUCCCUGCGCUGUUCCUGAACCUGGACCUGAACCUGGACCUGGACCUGAACCUGGACCCAGUAUCGACCGUCUUGAUUGGCUCGUCACCCAUGUUGUGUGGACGAGCUGCUGUCGUGGGCAUUCACAGCCUUGGCUGCUUGGGCAGCAUGAGCCGGAUGGGUUGCUUGCUUCGCCGCCACAUCCAUGUCUCGCCGGGCUUGCACUCGUUGAAGAGUCUGUUGCAGCCCAAGCCUGUCCAGUUGAAGCUGGAGAGUGGUCUCGAACGCAGCAACGGAUCCGACGACAAUGGUCCGAGGCGCCAUGUGCCUGUCAUGCUCGAGGAAGUCGUGGAGUACCUGCAAAUGAAGCUAGAUCUUGAGACUGGGGCUCUGCUCGACGAUGCCUUCAACGACCCCAGCACCAAGCGGCUGUUUUGCGAUGCAACCUUUGGGGAAGGCCAUUAUACCAGGAAGCUCUUGGACACAUUCAACUGCGACGUUGUCGUCGUCGAUCAAGACCCGUUUGCCAUAGAGCGAGCAAAGAAGCUGGCGGAUGAGGAGCCGUACAGGGGCCGAGUCGUUCCAAUCCAUGGCAAGUUUGGGGAUCUCAAGGAGCUGAUGCAUAGGCGACUCGGAUCAAGCAUGCCAUGCUUGGAUGGUAUCGUUUUCGAUGUUGGCGUAAGCUCAAAUCAAAUCGACGAGCCCUUGCGCGGAUUUUCAUUCCGAACAGAAGGCCCACUUGACAUGAGAAUGUCGUCCACAGGGGCUCUGGAGCAACCGACUAUCGAGCCGCAUGUGGCGAGCGAAGGACUGAGUGCCCUGCAAGUAGUCAACGAGUUCUCACAGGACCAGCUGGCGCAUAUUAUCAAAGAGUACGGCGAGGAGCGAUUUGCGCACAGAGUCGCCCGCUUCAUCAUCAACGAACGCACGAGAAAGCCCAUCACUACCACCAGCCAGCUGGCAUCCGUCGUCGCAAACGCAAUUGUCCCGCGAUUCAAGGGUAAAUACGACUGGUCCAAGCACCCAGCGACAAAAACAUUCCAAGCCAUUCGGAUAUAUGUCAAUGACGAGCUGAAUGAGCUCCGCAAGGGCCUCAAGGCAGCGGAAGAGCUUCUGAAACCCGGCGGACAUUUAGUUGUUGUCACAUUCCACUCGCUCGAGGACCGUAUCGUGAAGGAGUUUAUUCACACAUGCGCGGGUGGAGCCCACAGGCUUUCUCAAUCAGAGAUUCGAGCUCGACGAAAGACUCACCAUAUCGAAAGCGAGCGAGACGAAGAAUACGCAGCCUCAGCUCACUAUCUAGUGGAGGAUGCCACUCGAGCAGCACGGAGUGGUCCGAAAGACAUGCAUCUUCAGUCUCCACCAUCCUUCUUCAAGCUCACAUUUCGCACAGUGAAGCCAACUUCAACCGAGAUUGAAUCAAAUUCGCGUUCGAGGUCUGCCAAGCUGAGGGCCGCUGUUCGAACCUUAAACAGUCCUAUGUACGGACGACGCCUCGGAUAAAGCAGAGCACAUCCCCCCUCUCCCGCUAUGGUCGCACCCGAAGAGUGGAGUCGCUUCCGAGUUGGCGAUGCCGAUCAUGUCUGCGCAGCCCCUCCAAAUCGAAUGGGACGCCAUAAUUUGCUUUGCAGUGGUCAUUGAGCGAUUCGUAUAUGAAACGCUGUCGAGUCAUCAUAUCCCGUCAUUGUCGCCAGCGGUCAUUGACAAGUUUUCUUGAGCAUAGCAUGUAUGGUUCCCACAACUCGAUCAUCAUGAGCGACGAUCGACUUGCACAACUUGGCCCACGGGUGGAUGAACUAUGAUGCACCGACCACCUCCCACAGGAACCUGAGGCAUACCCCCUAUCCAUCCUCCAUGGAAUAGAUCGUGGCCGUGCG